Messenger RNA from Gossypium raimondii (Peruvian cotton), 2000 nucleotides. Its product is annotated as thiamine-repressible mitochondrial transport protein THI74. Gene Ontology annotation, molecular function: transmembrane transporter activity. NCBI's taxonomy places the organism in Eukaryota, Viridiplantae, Streptophyta, Magnoliopsida, Malvales, Malvaceae. The record is from RefSeq and is a predicted model, not a curated record. The transcript is spliced from 4 exons. Bases 558 to 1874 code for a protein of 438 amino acids. Gene Ontology annotation, cellular component: membrane. Gene Ontology annotation, biological process: regulation of peptide transport; transmembrane transport.
UAAAAAGAGAGAUCAAAGGAUCAAGAGAAGACAAAAAUCUUAGUUUGGGCCACAAAGACCUAAUAAAUUGGGCCAGAAGCUCCCUGUUUGGUUCUCGACAAUCAUUCUUCUUCUAUACAACUGAAUCUGAAAAACAAUUCAGAAUCAGAAAACCUGGGAAGUGGGAUAGAAGCAAAUCUGUUAGACACUGAAAAUAUAGAACAUAUAUAUAUAUAUAAAGCAUUCGAUUCUUGGGGGGGGGGGGCAGGUAAAUUAUUGUUCCGCAUCUUAUUUGUUAGGAUUAUCAUUUCCUUUUUCUAAAAAAGAAUUGAUUGCAUUUUGAUGUUAGUUCUAAUCUGUAUUUCUAAUUUUGCUGGCAUGAUUGGAUAAUUACUCACCCAGAUUUGACGAACUUGCGAAUGGGCAAGCUUCGAAUUUUAUGUGAAUUAUUGAUAUUUGGAUAUUACAUUUUCAAGAGCUCCCUCCUCUAUGGGGAAUCUAGAAUUUGAAGUUCGGUGAUUGGUUUUUGAUCUAUUUUCUGGAAUGAUUGUGACUUUGGGAGGUAGUUUGAUCCAUAAAUGACUUCGAGAGAAAUGAAAAGUGAAGCUUGGAGGUGGGGCUUAGGUUUGUUUUACAUAUUGGCCGUCGCGUCUAUAUGGAUUUCUGCUAGUUUUGUGGUACAGUCUGUUGUUGAUGCAGGUGUUUCACCAUUUCUUAUAACAUACAUUUGCAAUGCCUUAUUCCUUCUUUACAUUCCCUUGGUUGAAAUUGGACGGUAUGUGGAAGAUAAUUGUGGAAGUUUAAUGUUCUGGAGAAAUAGACGAAGUCAUUUACAAGAGUUGGGAGGAUCAGAGCAAGCUAUCCUUCUUGCAGAGGGUGUUUUAGGUACAAGAGAGGAUGGAUCAAGUCGAUUCUCACUUGCGGAAGAAGGAGAAAUUAGUCACGAGAUCCCAGAUGGUUCACAAUCGGAAAAUGAUUCCAUUGAGCAUAUUAAGACUUUGCCUGAACAAGGUGAAGUUGCUGACAUGGGCUUAGAUGCAAAAGGGCGAUGGACACGUACUAGAGUGGCUAAAGUUAGCCUGUCAAUAAGCCCAUUUUGGUUUCUUGCUCAACUGACUUUUAAUCUCUCAUUGAAGUAUACUACUGUAACAUCUAACACCAUCUUAAGUAGUGCGUCCAGCCUUUUCACGUUUUUGGUAUCUUUGGCAUUCUUGGGUGAGAAGUUCACUUGGAUAAAGCUUGUAAGUGUCCUCCUUUGCAUGGCAGGAACCAUUAUUGUCAGCUUGGGUGACUCAAGUAACUCCAAGAAUCUAAGAAUAAUUGCUUCAAACCCUGUUCUUGGAGACAUUCUGGCUCUUCUCUCCGCUGCUUUCUAUGCUAUAUACGUUACACUUAUUCGUAAACAGUUGCCUGAUAAUGAUGAAAAGAGUGGUCAUGCCAGCAUGGCACAAUUCCUGGGAUUUCUAGGGCUUUUCAAUGUAUUAAUAUUCCUUCCCGUGGCUCUUAUACUCAAUGUCACCAAGCUAGAGUCUCUCAACACAUUAUCCUGGAAGCAGUUUGGCCUGAUUAUAGGAAAAGGUUUGUUGGACAAUGUGCUGAGUGAUUAUUUAUGGGCGAAAGCUGUUCUUCUUACCACAACAACAGUAGCAACGGCUGGUCUUACUAUUCAAGUGCCAUUGGCAGCCAUCGUCGAUACGAUAAUCGGCAACGCUCCUCAUCUCAUGGAUUACCUGGGAGCUGUGGCCGUGAUGAUUGGUUUCGCGGGAAUCAACAUCCCUUCUGAUGUUUUUUGUAGAUAUAAAGAAACUACAAUUGAAUUAGAGAAUGAAAAUAUUACUUUAGCUAAUCAAGAGCAUACACCAUUGCCUCUCCAAGAAACAAUUCCUAUUGACUAACGCGUCAUUGUUGUUGUUAUUCCAGUUGCUGCUGUAAAGUUACCACAAGGUAAUUAUUUUGAGCCUAUAUUGUUUUCUUAGGUUAAAAUUUGAAUCUUUACUAUUAUAAUACUACUGAUUUAGUCC